This is a messenger RNA of Pleuronectes platessa (European plaice), 1837 nucleotides long. Its product is annotated as eukaryotic translation initiation factor 4 gamma 3. Lineage: Eukaryota; Metazoa; Chordata; Actinopteri; Pleuronectiformes; Pleuronectidae. The coding region runs from base 26 to 1306 and encodes 426 amino acids. Gene Ontology annotation, molecular function: protein binding; translation initiation factor activity; mRNA binding. The record is from RefSeq and is a predicted model, not a curated record. The transcript is spliced from 10 exons. Gene Ontology annotation, cellular component: eukaryotic translation initiation factor 4F complex.
UCCCUCUGUGUCUCACCAGCCUCAGAUGGAUCAGUAUUUUAUCCAUAUUAAAAAAAUCCUCACAGAGGGGAAGAUUUCAUCACGUAUACAGCUCAUGUUGCAGGAUGUCAUAGACCUGAGAUUGCACAACUGGGUGUCCACAGGACCCGACCAGGGUCAAAAAUCCAUUGAUCCGAGCCACAGGGUGGCAAAGAUUGAAGAGCUAGAGGAGCGGAGAAAAGUGCAGCAGCAACUCCUCACCAAAGAGACCAAGAGACAGCCAGAUCCAAGUGAGCAGAAGGAUCAGCGAGUACGGAGAGAGGAGCCGGGCAACACUGUGCCCAUGAAAAAGAACAGCCCCAACAAUAUCCCAACGUUCUCUGAGAUUGUAAACCGUUGGGCGCUGCGACCACAACCCAGGGAGAUCAUCGUGAGCCUGCCUGAGGAUGAAGUAGUUAAGCUGAAGAAGUCAGAGGAUGCCCGGAAACCAGGCAGGAAUAGGGAAAACCUCCCAACGGAACCAAAGUCCAAAGGAACACAGGUUCUGUUCAAGAAGGUCCGCAUUAUCCUGGACAAGCGGACGCCUGAGAAGUUCAACAUGCUGGUGAAGAAGGUGACGGACGUGACCAUCGACACAGAGGAGCAGCUCAAAGGAGUCGUGGACCUGGUAUUUGAGAAAGCCAUCGACGAGCCCAGCUUAUCGGUGGCCUACGGGAACAUGUGUAGCUGCCUCGCCGAGCUCAAAGUGCCCAUCCCUGAUGAACCCAAUAGCACAGUGAGCUUUAUCAAGCUGCUGCUAAGCCGUUGUCAGAAGGAGUUUGAAAAAGACAAGGACGAUGAUGUGGUGUUUAGGACGAAGCAGAAGGAGCUAGACUCUGCUGCACGGAGGGAUCGUCACAGACUUCGGCUAGAGCUACAGGAGGCCAAGGAUAUUAUCCGGCGACGUUCCAUUGGCUACGUCAAGUUCAUCGGCGAACUCUUUAAGCUCAAGAAGCUAAAGGCGUCCGUCAUGCAUGACUGCAUGGUCAAGCUGCUGAAGAACCAAGACAACGUGUCUUUGGAGUGUCUGUGCAGCCUGCUCACCACCAUCGGAAAACACUUUGACAUAGAGGAGGCCAAGCCUCGGAUGAAUCAGUAUUUUUACCAGAUCAAAAAAAUCGUCAGAGAGGGGAAGACGGCCACUCGUAUACAGCUCAUGUUGAAGGAAAUUAUAGACCUGAGAUUGCACAACUGGGUGUCCACAGGACCCGACCAGGGUCAAAAAAACAUUGAUCCGUGCCACAAGGUGGCAAAGAUUGAAGAGCGGGAGGAGCCGAGAAAAGUGUAGCAGCAACUCCUCGCCAAAGAAACCAAGAGACAGCCAGAUCCAAGUGAGCAGAAGGAUCACUGCAUAGUGGCUGGCACCACUAGGCAACGGACCUAGUGGUGCCCUAAAGAGCGAGAGUGCGAAAAUGACCUGUUUUGAGGUCCCCCGGGUGCACUAAAACUUCUCUCAAAUCCCCAAACGGUGGUCCUCAGACAUGAUUUUUAGAUAUUUGAGGUUGUGAGAUUGUUUCCUUCGAAGACAUGUCACUCUCAAAUCUCUCGGACCUGUGCUUAUAUCCGCAUCGAAAAAUCGAGGAAUUAUUUCCGGAUCCGUCUCCCAUUGGAGCCCCAUGUUAAUUCUGAAUAUUUUUCUGAAAAGAUUAAAACUGAAAAAUAAAACGUAAAUCGCUCCCACGGCUCCAUUUCUCAGCUCUCACGAAUAAAAAAUAUAUCUGGUUGUAGUGUAAACUGUUGUGAUUCUCAAAAUGUUUUCAUUUUCCAGAUAGGACUUAUAGUUUUUGAGUAACAAGUAUUUGUUUGAUGACGGUGCUAG